Epinephelus lanceolatus (giant grouper) is the source of this 1350-nucleotide messenger RNA. The record is from RefSeq and is a predicted model, not a curated record. NCBI's taxonomy places the organism in Eukaryota, Metazoa, Chordata, Actinopteri, Perciformes, Serranidae.
ACCUGCUGGAUACGCGGAAGUACGAUGGUGAACUGCCGUGGUCUGAUAACACUUCAGAAGGAACCAGUUCCUCUGAAAAGCAUAGAGGUGGAGGUGGAGGUGAGGGACCAUGUGGCUACAGUGGUCUCCACUCUGAACUAUGAGAACAAGGAGGACAAACCAAUAGAGGCAGUAUUUGUCUUCCCUCUGCCUGGAGAUGCUGCUGUCUGUCAUUUCAGUGCUAAGAUUGGACAAAAAGAGAUUGUAGCUGAGGUGAAGGAGAAACAGAAGGCUCGUGAGGAGUAUGAUGAUGCACUGAGCUCCGGUCAGCAGGCCUUCCUGUUGGAGGAGAGUGAGCAGAGUCCAGAUAUAUUCUCUCUGAGUGUGGGCAGACUGCCUCCAGGAGAGAGCGCCUCCAUCAGGCUGGAGUACGUCACUGAGCUGGCUGUGCAGGCUGAUGAUGGGCUGAGGUUUUCUCUGCCUGCUGUGCUCAACCCUCGCUACCAACCUCAGGGUAGUGAAGGUGCCAGUGUCCAGGUGACCUCUGUUCCAGCCUCUCUGGUGCCCUACAGUCUGUCUUUCUCUGCCCGACUGUCCUCUCCUCGUCCAGUCUCUAAAGUAGAGUCCAGCUGUUCCCUGGAUCCUCUCCAGUACCUCAACACAGAGCAAACCCAGGCCACGGUCAAGUUGGCUGCAGGACAUAAGUUUGACAGAGAUGUUGAACUGCUGAUUUAUUACAAAGAUGCCCACCAGCCCACUGCUGUGGUGGAGGCAGGACAGGCGUCUGCCAAGCCUGGCACUCUGAUGGGUGAUCCAGUAGUGAUGCUGAGCCUGUACCCUGAGUUCCCCCAGGCUGUGAUGUCUUCAGUCGCCUCACAUGGAGAGUUUGUGCUCUUAUUGGAUCGAUCUGGCAGUAUGGAAUCACCUAUGGACAACACUGAGAGUCAGGAUCGCAUUGGCAGUGCCAGGGAUACUCUGCUGCUCUUGUUGAAGAGCUUACCAAUGGGCUGCUAUUUCAACAUCUACAGUUUUGGGUCCACCUACGAACGCAUCUUCCCUAAAAGUGUGGAGUACAAUGAGGAGACCAUGGAACAGGCUCUGAAGAAAGUUGAAGCGAUGAACGCUGACCUGGGAGGAACAGAGAUCCUUGAGCCCCUCAAAGAAAUUUACAGUCAGCCAACCAUUCCCAAUCAACCUAGACAACUAUUUGUCUUUACUGACGGAGAGGUGGAGAACACCAAACAAGUCAUCAAUCUGGUGAAGAAGAAUUCAGGUUCCCACAGGUGUUUCUCUUUUGGGAUUGGGGAAGGGGCCAGCUCUGCUCUUAUCAACGGGUUGGCCAAGGAAGGAGGAGGUCACGCUCAGUUCAUC